Molecule: messenger RNA, 1541 nt
Organism: Polistes dominula (European paper wasp)
Lineage: Eukaryota; Metazoa; Arthropoda; Insecta; Hymenoptera; Vespidae
Product: fatty acyl-CoA reductase 1-like
Biological process (GO): long-chain fatty-acyl-CoA metabolic process
Cellular component (GO): peroxisome
Molecular function (GO): alcohol-forming very long-chain fatty acyl-CoA reductase (NADP+) activity
Source: RefSeq, a predicted model, not a curated record
UUUUUAUUAUAAAAGAAUUCAAAAAAUGGCAUCAUUAAGCGGACAAACGUAUCAAGAAGAAAUAUUAUCAAUGGUAGAAGAGCCAAAUUAUUAUAAUCAACGAGGAGAAAUUGCUACAUUUUAUUCUGGAAAGAAAAUUUUUAUAACAGGAGGCUUAGGAUUUAUAGGACGGCUUAUAAUGGAAAAACUUUUAAGAUGUUGCCCAGAAAUAACAACGAUUUAUUUGCUGGUAAGGGCAAAGAAACAGAAGGAUCCGCAAACUCGAUUUAAAGAGUAUUUCAAUGAUGUUAUUUUUGAUAGGUUAAAGAGAGAGCAAAAAGAUGUUGAAAAGAAGAUUAUUGUGAUUGAAGGAGACACGAGUCUAUUGAUUGUAGGAUUGUCAGAGAGAGACCGCGAUCGCAUUAAAGAUACCGAUGUAAUUUUUCACAGUGCGGCAUCAGUACGUUUUCUGGACAAUAUUCGUAUUAUAGUUAAUACAAAUAUUAGAGGAACAAGGGAUCUUCUCUUGCUUGCACAAGAGAUGAAAAGAUUAAAGGCCUUUGUUUAUGUUUCAACGGCCUACUCGCACUGUGUUUACAAUAAAAUCGAAGAAAAAUUGUAUAAGCCACCUAUGAAGACAGAAGACACAAUUAGAUUGACAGAGAUUUUGACCGAAGACCAAUUAAAUUUAAUCACUCCAAAGCUACUGGGUAAGUGGCCUAACACCUACGCAUUUUCAAAGGCAAUCUGUGAAGAUACAGUACGGCAAUAUUCUAAUGGAAUUCCCACUGGCAUUGUUCGGCCAUCUAUUGUUGUCGCAACAGAAAAGGAACCAAUAGCUGGCUGGAUAAACAAUUUCAAUGGAUUUACAGGUGUUGUUUUUGGUACCUCAAAAGGUAUUUUACGAACACUGUAUUGUGAUAGAGACUUAAUUGUCGAUAUAAUUCCUGCUGAUUAUGUCGUCAACAACAUUAUUGCUGCAGCAUGGGAUGUUGCACAAAAACGAURCAUAUCACAGAGUGUUAAUGUUUCCAGCAGUGAUAAUAAGUACUUACCUGUUGACGAUGAGAUUCCAGUUUAUAAUUCUGUUUCCUCCGUUCAAAGACCAAUUACUUAUGAUACUAUAAUGAGAAAUGUAUUUUUUGAGGGAUUUCAAGUCCCGUCGAAAAAAGUGCUUUGGUACGGCUCAAUAUGGUUUAUCAAACACUAUUAUUUCUAUAUCUUUAUUACAAUUUUUUUACACUGGAUACCAGCAAUAAUAGUGGACKUUCUAUUAUAUCUAAGAGGAAAAAAGCCAAUAUUUACAAACGAUAAUGUCUUGAAGUUAUGGGACAAAUUAUCUAUUGUUGAUAAAAGUAACUUCUUCUUUAAUGUUGCUGAUAUUGAUUGGAAGUGUUUUUYUAUUACUUACAUCAGGGGAUUGCGAGUAUUUUUAAUUAAAGACCCAAUGGAUACGGUUGAAGAAUCGAGACCUUUUUAUAGAAGGUUGACAAUAGCUCAUUAUACGUUAAAGUGGUUUAGUUAUUUUUUGAUUCUUUGGAUUUUAUAUUCUUUAUUAUAUU